Molecule: messenger RNA, 2278 nt
Organism: Eptesicus fuscus (big brown bat)
Lineage: Eukaryota; Metazoa; Chordata; Mammalia; Chiroptera; Vespertilionidae
Gene: CALCOCO2
Product: calcium binding and coiled-coil domain 2
Exons: 13
Coding region: 80-1429 (449 amino acids)
Biological process (GO): xenophagy; positive regulation of autophagosome maturation
Cellular component (GO): autophagosome; PML body
Source: RefSeq, a predicted model, not a curated record
CCCUCGGGGUUUUGGCUCCGCCCCUCUCCCCUACCCUGUCCUGUGGCGUCGUCGCCGGCUGCUACCCCUGGACCCUGCCAUGGAGGAGACAGAAGGAGACCCGCCCACAUCAGCUGUCUUGCUGGACCACUGUCACUUCUCUCAGGUCAUCUUUAACAGUGUGGAGAAGUUCUAUGUUCCUGGAGGGGAUGUCACAUGUUAUUACACCCUCACCCAGCAAUUCACUCCCCGUCGAAAGGACUGGAUUGGAAUCUUUAGAGUGGGAUGGAAGACAACUCGUGAAUAUUACACCUUCAUGUGGGUUACUUUGCCCGUUGACCCAAACAACAUAUCAACCAAACAGCAGGAAGUCCAAUUCAAAGCUUAUUACCUGCCCAAGGAUGAUGAGUAUUACCAGUUCUGCUAUGUGGAUCAGGAUGGUGUGGUCCGGGGAGCAAGUAUCCCUUUCCAGUUCCGUCCAGAAAACGAGGAGGACAUCCUGGUUGUUACCACUCAGGGUGAGGUGGAAGAGAUUGAGCAACACAACAAUGAGCUUCGCAAAGAAAACCAGGAGCUGAAGGACAGCUGUGUCAGCCUCCAGAAGCAGAACUCAGACAUGCAGGCUGAGCUCCAAAAAAAGCAGGAGGAGCUAGAAACCUUAAAGAGCAUCAACAAGAAGUUGGAACAGAAAGUGAAGGAGCAGAAGGACAGUUGGGAGACAGAGCUGCUACAACUGAAAGAACAAAACCAGAAGAUGUCCUCAGAAAACGAGAAGAUGGGAGUCCGAGUGGAUCAGCUUCAGGCACAGCUGUCAACUCAAGAGAAAGAAAUGGAGAAGCUUGUUCAGGAAGCUCAAGAUAAGACAGAGCAGUUGGAAUGUCUGAAAAAGGAAAAUGGCCAGCUCUUUCUCAGUUUAAUGGAACAGAGGAAGCACCAGCAGAAGCUAGAGAAGACAAUGGAGGAGCUGAAGCAGCAAGAAGCUGUUGCAACGAAGAAACAGCAGGAGUUAACGGACCAGAACUUUGACCUGUCAAAAAGGCUGAGUGAGGACAAGAUGAUAUAUAAUGUUCUGCAGAGAGAGAAAGAGAGAUUGGAAGGAGAAAAUGAUCUUUUGAAGAGGGAUAACAUCAGAUUGAUGAGUUACAUGGGUCUGGAUUUUGACUCUCUGCCGUUUCAAGCGCCUACUUCAGAUCAAGGAGGUGCAGGACAAAACCCAGGACUUGUCUUUGGAAACCCAUAUUCUGGCAUCCAAGAAAGUUCUGCCCCCAGCCUGCGCUCCAUCAAGAAGUGUCCCACCUGCAAUUCAAACCUUGCUGACGACAUUUUUGAUCACAUCUCGCAGCAGCAGCCCAUUCAGACCCUGUCUUUGAAUUGUCCGAUUUGUGACAAGAGCUUCUCACCAAACGAAGAGCAAAUCUUUGAAGACCAUGUGUUCUGCCACAGUCUCUAAGUGACCCAGCCUCCUGGAGCUAUACUGCACAUAGAUUUUAUAGAGUAGAACCGAUAGCUUCUACUAUGGUUAUGACACAAGAGCCUGCCUAACCUGAAAUCAUUAAGGAUUUACUCAGUCCUGCUGCCCUAAAGGUAGAAUCAUGUCGCUAAUCUAAAGGAUAGUGUUAAGGGCUCUUCCAUCUGUGUGGGUUAUGACCUUUUAAAUCACAGAACGCUAGCUAUGUCAGCCUCUCACCUAUGAUGCCCGUUUUUCCAAGGAUUUCCAGUACAAAGGCCCUGGAAUAGAAGCACCCUGGCUAUUCAGAACAGAUUUGACUCAAAUACAAAGUGGUUUGUUUUCCAAGUUGUCCCACAGCCAUUCAAGGUCAAGCCUUGAGUAUAUUUGUACUCAGUCUUCAGUCCUACCCUUGGAGCUGGAGAUUGAUCAGAAGUUGAGCAUUUCUUCCUGUUCUUCUUCAGGCCUUUCUCCAACUGAUUGCAUUAGGCUGGCCAAAAACGGCAUGGCAGAGAACUCAGGCAUCCAGUUGGGAUACCAACGAUUUCUCAGCUCCUAAUAGAAGCGCCUUAUUCCGGAACCAUGGACAUGAAAUAUUAUUUCAGUCACAGAAAACCUUCUUUCUCUCUGGAUACCUCUGGCAUUUUCUACUCUUUGAUCUUUUCUAUGCACAUAACAUUUAUCAUUGUAAGUCUUUAACAAUUAGUGGGAGUUGUUAGAAACCAUGGGUUUGCAACUUUGUAAGCUGGUGACUUUCAUUAUGGAUGAGUGAGAAUAAUGAGAACUAAUGUUAACCUCUUUAAUACUAAAAAUAAACUGGUCCUCUUUUUCAGGGACUUUGGUAAUUUAAAA